Messenger RNA from Cyphomyrmex costatus, 1479 nucleotides. It is a transcript of the gene Uba3, whose product is annotated as Ubiquitin-like activating enzyme 3. The record is from RefSeq and is a predicted model, not a curated record. Gene Ontology annotation, cellular component: cytoplasm; nucleus. Lineage: Eukaryota; Metazoa; Arthropoda; Insecta; Hymenoptera; Formicidae. The coding region runs from base 121 to 1443 and encodes 440 amino acids. The transcript is spliced from 5 exons. Gene Ontology annotation, biological process: protein neddylation. Gene Ontology annotation, molecular function: NEDD8 activating enzyme activity.
UUCUGAAUCUGCUAAUGAUAGAAGAUUAAAUCGCGUCUGUGCUUAUGACAACUUGUGAUAACUGUCAUCGAUAGACCGUCAACAAAGUACUAAUUGUUGGAGCUCAUACAAUCGAUAAUAAUGAGUUCCGAUCACAUACAGAGGCGAUGGAGCAGUUUGCGUAAAGUGUUGGAGAGAUCGGGCCCAUUUUGCCGGCCAGAUUUCGAACCAUCGCCUGAAAAUCUGCAGAUGCUCCUGGAUCACUGUAAGGUACUCGUUGUCGGCGCCGGCGGUCUAGGAUGUGAAUUGCUUAAAAAUCUGGCUCUGAUGGGAUUCAGACACCUUCACGUUAUUGAUAUGGACACAAUCGAGUUAUCUAACCUCAAUCGACAGUUCCUAUUUCGUCACAAAGACAUUGGAUCUUAUAAGGCAGAGGUAGCUGCAAAGUUCAUUAACACUAGAAUUCCUGGAUGUAAUGUGGCUGCACACAAUUGUGAGAUACAAAGUAAAAGCGAGGCAUUCUUCCAACAAUUCCACAUGGUAAUCUGUGGAUUAGAUUCAAUUGUCGCGAGGAGGUGGCUCAAUGGUAUGUUAAUAUCUUUGCUUGUUUAUGAAAAUGAAGAAUUAGAUCAGACCAGUGUAAUACCUAUGAUUGAUGGUGGAACUGAAGGCUUCAAAGGAAAUGUUCGAGUUAUAUUACCUGGUAUAAGUCCUUGCAUUGAAUGUACCUUGGAUUUUUAUCCACCACAAGUCACAUAUCCUUUAUGUACGAUAGCCAAUACCCCACGUUUACCGGAGCAUUGUAUAGAAUAUGUCAAGGUAAUUCAAUGGCCAAAGGAAAAUCCAUUUGACUGUGCUAUCGAUGGAGAUGACCCUCAGCAUAUAAACUGGAUUUAUGAAAAGUCAAAUGAUAGAGCGGUACAAUUCGGUAUACAAGGUUUAACAUAUAGACUCGUACAAGGUGUUGUCAAAAAUAUUAUACCAGCCGUGGCAUCAACAAACGCAGUUAUUGCUGCUGCCUGUGCGACAGAAGCGUUCAAACUUGCAACCAGUUGUAGCGCGUCCUUAAAUAAUUACAUGGUGCUCAACAAUCUGGAUGGAGUUUACACGUACACUUUUGAGGUAGAGAAAAAAGUAAAUUGCUUGGCGUGUAGUCAAGUACCACGAGAAAUUGAAAUUAAAGAUUCGAAAUAUAAACUACAGAAUUUAAUAGAUCUUCUUUGUGAGCGGCCAGACCUGCAAAUGAAAAAUCCUGCUAUUACAGCUAUUAUAGACGGCAAAUGUAAAACUCUGUACAUGCAAAUGGUAGCGAGCAUCGAAGAGAAAACUCGUGAGAAUUUGUCCAAGACUUUAAUCGAAUUAGGCUUAAAAGACGGUACUGAAAUAAACGUUGCCGAUGUUACGACUCCAAUUACAAUAACUCUAAAACUAAAAUUUCCACAAGAUAAUAACGCAAGUCAAUAAUACCUAUUGAGAAUUUAUUUUUCAAGCGUUCAUGUC